UUUCUUUUAACCACGAUGUUUUAUAAAUCCAGCUGUGUUGGUACACUCACCGCAGCACCUCCAGCAGUCCAGCGCAGCCAGAGAGGAGGAGGGAGAGAGCUGGAGCUCGAGCUCCGCCAUGGAACUGGAACGAGGUAUACCAAUCGAAUCGAUUCCCCCUCCAUUUCUCACUCAAUCCGCGCAUUUUUCUUUCCUCCGCUGAUUUCUGCGGCGGAUCGGCUCGCAGUGCCGCUGCUGAGGGUGUUCGAGUCGGCCUCCGGGGCGUGGGAGUGGGCGUGGGCGGCGGAGGCGGCGGCGUGGGGGGUGUUGCGGGGGUGGGUGGUGGUGCCGCUGCUGAGAGCGGCAGUGUCGAUCUGCCUGAUGAUGUCGCUGGCGGUGCUGGUCGAGAAGGUGUCGAUGGCGCUCGUCACCUCGUAUGCCAAGCUCUUCGGCCGCCGCCCUGCCCAGAUCUACAAGUGCGACCCCUUGGUCGCCGACGAGGAGACCGGCUCCGGCGCCUUCCCCAUGGUCCUGGUCCAGAUCCCGAUGUACAACGAAAAAGAGGUGUAUCAGCUGUCGAUCGGGGCGGCGUGCAACCUGCUGUGGCCGGAGGAUCGGAUAAUCAUCCAGGUGCUCGACGAUUCCACUGAUCCGACCAUCAAGGAGUUGGUGAGGAAGGAGUGCGAGAUGUGGGCGAAGAAGGGGAAGAACAUCCAGUACGAGACGAGGGCGAACCGGAACGGGUACAAAGCCGGCGCGCUGAAGGUGGGGAUGACCUACGGCUACGUCGCCACCUGCGAGUUCAUCGCCAUGUUCGACGCCGACUUCCAGCCCGGCCCCGACUUCCUCCACCGCACCGUCCCCUUCCUCGUCCACAACCCUAAGAUUGCCCUCGUCCAAUCUCGGUGGAAAUUUGUGAAUGCUUCCGAGUGCUUGAUGACGAGAACGCAGGAGAUGUCCAUGGAUUUUCACUUCAAGGUGGAGCAGGAGUCCGGCUCCACGGCUUGCGCAUUCUUCGGAUACAAUGGAACCGCUGGUGUUUGGAGAAUUAAAGCGAUCGAGGAUGCAGGAGGUUGGCAAGAUCGAACCACAGUAGAAGAUAUGGAUUUAGCAGUGAGGGCAGGUCUAGCAGGGUGGAAAUUUGUAUACCUUGGCGAUGUCCAGGUCAACAGUGAACUACCAAGCACCUUCAAAGCGUAUCGAUAUCAACAGCAUCGCUGGUCGUGUGGACCGGCGAAUCUAUUCCGGAAAUUAUUCUGGAGUGUUUUAACGUCCAAGGAAGUUUCCAUUAGGAUGAAAUUAUAUGUCAUCUACAACUUCUUCAUUGCGAGAAGGAUCAUGUCCCACUUUGUGACGUUCCUUUUCUAUUGCGUGGUCAUCCCUACCUCAGUGUUCUUCCCGGAAGUUGACGUCCCCGAUUGGGGAGUCAUUUAUGUCCCCACCGCAAUUACUCUCAUCAAUUCAAUUGGAACUCCAAGUUCGUUUCAUUUGGUAAUCUUCUGGGUGCUAUUCGAGAAUGUCAUGUCGCUCCAUCGUUGCAAAGCGGUCCUCAUCGGUUUAUUCGAAGCAGGCAGCAGCGUCAACGAGUGGAUAGUCACUGAGAAAUUAGGCGACAUGUUGAAGGCCAAACCCAAUUCCUUGCCCACCAAAAAAUUCAAACUUAGGCUCAAAGACAGAUUUAGUUUCUUGGAAAUUUCGAUUGGCUUAUACCUAAUGGUUUGUGCAUGCUACGACUUAAAAUUCGGCAAUGAUGCCUACUUCGUUUACAUUUUCCCUCAGUCUAUUACAUUCAUUAUCUUGGGCUUGGGCUACGUGGGCACAAUAAUUCCGGCUGACAAGUAAAGAUAACAGCCAAGAAAGACUGAAGUCAACUAAUCGAGUUUAACACCGAUCUCAGCUAGAUUCGAAUCGGUCAGUGACAGCCAUGUGGUGAUAGCCAUGUGCUACAUUAAGUUAUUUAUUUGAUUAUUUUAGAAUUAAUUGAAUAGGAUUUAAAAAUAAGAGCAACCAAAUAAUGUAUCAAAAUUUCCUUAAUGUAGCUUCGUAUGCAAGGUUGCAUUGAAUCAA
Zingiber officinale is the source of this 2046-nucleotide messenger RNA. Its product is annotated as glucomannan 4-beta-mannosyltransferase 1-like. Lineage: Eukaryota; Viridiplantae; Streptophyta; Magnoliopsida; Zingiberales; Zingiberaceae. The coding region runs from base 16 to 1821 and encodes 601 amino acids. The transcript has 9 exons. The record is from RefSeq and is a predicted model, not a curated record. Gene Ontology annotation, cellular component: Golgi apparatus. Gene Ontology annotation, molecular function: mannan synthase activity.